GGGUGCGGGGCGCCGCCAGCUGCCACUCAGACUUACGAAUAUGUUCGAUCGCAUCAAGCAAUGUAAACACAGAAUCAUGAUUCGGCAACACAAUUUUUUAUUUGUUUUUAAUUUGCGACAAGGGACCAUCCUCAUAGCGGUCCACCAAAUAGCGCUGGCGCUGUUCGUGCUGCUGGUGCUGGCGGCGGGCGCGGCGCACGCGGCGGGCGCGGCGGGCGCGCUGCAGGCCGACAUGGCGGACGCGGAGGAGCGGCGCGAGCUAGACCUGCUGCUGCGCGACCACGCGCCCGGCUCCUUCCCGCUGCCCAACAACCAGCGCCGCUUCCGGGACGCCGAGCAUAGAGCCACGGUGUCGCUGGCGGCGCUGCAGUGGGCGGGCGCGCUGGCGGCGCUGCAGCUGCUGGGCGGGCUGCUGCUGCUAUACGGCGGCGUGCGCGCGCGCGCCGGCCCGCUGCUGGCCUGGCUGCUGCUGGCGCUGCCCGCCGCGCCCGCGCUGCUGGCCGCGCUGUACGCCGGCAGCCAGUACCCCUGCCUGCUCUACCUGUUCGGCGGCCCGCUGUCCUACCACGUGGUGGGCGCGCUGUUGAUGGCGACACUGCUGUACGCGAUCUGCACAGUAGGCAGCUACGUGGUGCAGCUGCGGGCGGGCGCGGGCGGGGGGGCGCGGGGCGCGGGGGCGGGCGAGCGGCUCGUGCUGCUGGACCACGCGGCGCGCGCCUCGCUGGUGUCGGCCGCGCACCUCGCCAAGCUGUCGCACGCGCCCGCCACGCACUUCGUGUAGCCGCGCGCGCCUCGCUGCUACUAGUGCCUCACGUGCGGGCCCGGCGCCCCGCCCCCGCCCCCCCGCGCUGUCCGGGCCGGGGGCGGCCACAUGUUGCAUGCAUGGCUCAUCGCUGGUCCAGAUUAUUGCACAAAAAAAAUAAUUUUAACUUUAAAUGGAGCAAUGCUUUGCUGAACUUACCUACAGUUCACUUAAUUAUGUCCAGUUAUAAUUAGCAGCCUGAAUAGAUUGUAAUCAUUGGUGUUUUUGGUACCUAUAACUGUAUUUGUACACUUGGAAGUAAAACUAUUCACAAUAUUGAGAUCAGAGUAUGGUACCUAAUAAAAAAUGUGAUAUUUUCAAUUAUUAUUAUUAUAUGUUAAGUAAAGUUUAAGAUUCAUAAUCAUAAAACAGAGUUAUGUAUAUGUACAUACCUAUAAAAAUCUGAAAUGAAUGUAUUUAUUUAUUUGCAUACCUUUCAUUUUUAUUUCAAGUAUGAUUAGACUGCUGUUAAUCGAAAUAAAUUCUUAAAUAAAAUCAUUGGAAAGCGA
Plutella xylostella (diamondback moth) is the source of this 1311-nucleotide messenger RNA. RefSeq lists its product as uncharacterized. Lineage: Eukaryota; Metazoa; Arthropoda; Insecta; Lepidoptera; Plutellidae. The record is from RefSeq and is a predicted model, not a curated record.